UUGUGUGUCAUUGGAGAUGAUUGUGAUUCAGAAUGUGGGGCCCAGUUCCCCGGCAAGGAUAAAGAGACAGUGGGUGAAAAGGAUUCAGUGGGGCGUCCUCUUGGGCCUGAUGGUCCUCAUCUAUGGCUCUCAUGCUCCACUCAUCACAAUCACCAAGGUAGAUGGUCAAGUCCCUUUCAACCCGUCCUCUUGUGUUGUAAUGAUUGAGUUGGCUAAACUCCUCAUCUCUCUGGCGACUCUUCUUCUAACUGGGGGUAAAUCAGCCUUAUAUGCCCCUCCACGUCUAGCCCUUGUUGCCCCCUACGCCGUCCCUGCCAUACUUUACGCCCUCAACAACAACCUGGUUGUUCUCAUGCAGGCCUACAUGGACCCAAGCUCAUACCAAGUACUCUCUAAUCUUAAAAUCGCCUCCACUGCCCUGCUGUACUCCAUCUGCCUGGGCAAGAGGCUCCGUCCUGCUCAGUGGUUAGCUCUGGGGCUGCUCAUGUUCGCAGGGGCGUUCCACAGCUACAGCAGCCUGGAUCUAGAAGACCCUAUGGGGACAGAUGCUGAGGAAGGUCCCAGGCUUCACAUCACAGCUUGGGGGCUUUUCCUCGUGCUGGUUUACUGCUGUGUUUCAGGGCUGGCAGCAGUUUACACAGAGAGGAUGCUGAAGAGCCAGAAGCUGCCCCUCAGCCUGCAGAAUCUCUACCUCUACAUGUUUGGUGUGGCCAUUAAUGGGCUGUCCUCCUUCACUACUGUAGCAAGUGACAAGAGCUUUCUGGAGGGUUACUCAGGGGUGGUUUGGGUCAUCAUAGCAGGACAAGCAGCUAAUGGACUCCUUAUGUCUGUGGUUCUCAAGCACGGCAGUGGGAUCACCAGACUCUUUGUCAUUUCCUGCUCCAUGCUGGUUAAUGCUUUGUUGUCUUGGGCCAUCUUAGGUCUGCAGCUCACUCCCUUUUUCCCACUACCCGUUACUAUGAUUGGACUGGCAGCUUACCUUUAUUACAAAUAAGAGAGUCUUCAUCAAAGGAACCACACGGGCAAUUAAACCCUAAAAGAGUUCCCCAUACAGUCUACCUAAAAUUUUCUUUCUUUAGACUUUGAGAUUAACUUUCAGAUGUGGUUUGUUUUCUGCCUUCCAUCCAUCUGCCUUCUGAGCCUUGAAACUGGAGUUUUUCAUUCAGAAUCCAACCCAUGUAUUUGAUUUGUAACCAUAUCAAGUGUUAACAGGCAUGUUGGCCAAUGCUGAAUAUGACAAUUUGAAUCAUACACAAAAGUUUAUUAUUGUUACACUGUUACAGGUAAUUCAUAUUCUGAUGAAUAUUAUAUCUUGAGUUAAACAUUUCUGAAGAGUGCUGCUAUUUUUUUUUUGUUUGCUUUCAUACCACAUUCUUUGCCAAGCACAAUGUCAAAUAUAAUGUUGUACAGUGUGACAGCAAUAAAUUGUGCAAAACAUUG
Molecule: messenger RNA, 1440 nt
Organism: Stegastes partitus (bicolor damselfish)
Lineage: Eukaryota; Metazoa; Chordata; Actinopteri; Pomacentridae
Product: probable UDP-sugar transporter protein SLC35A4
Exons: 1
Coding region: 17-994 (325 amino acids)
Biological process (GO): pyrimidine nucleotide-sugar transmembrane transport
Cellular component (GO): Golgi membrane
Molecular function (GO): pyrimidine nucleotide-sugar transmembrane transporter activity
Source: RefSeq, a predicted model, not a curated record